Molecule: messenger RNA, 2294 nt
Organism: Gossypium raimondii (Peruvian cotton)
Lineage: Eukaryota; Viridiplantae; Streptophyta; Magnoliopsida; Malvales; Malvaceae
Product: probable hexosyltransferase MUCI70
Exons: 9
Coding region: 313-2025 (570 amino acids)
Source: RefSeq, a predicted model, not a curated record
UUUGGUUUGUUUGUGUUAACAGAAAUCAAUCACAUUGCUUUUGGGAACAAUCUGGAAAGUUAAAAGCUUUGGAGAACUGUGUUGCUGGUAUAUCUAUUGAUAUGCAUGAUAGAGGUUCGAAUAAUAGGUCAAUAUUCUCAGUAUUUUUAUCUAAAACAAGAAUUGAGUGAUUGGAUUUGCUUCUAACUGCCAUCAAAAUAGGAGAACUCUUCAUUGUACGGUUUUCAGGAUAGAAUCUUUGUGGGGUUGUUACUAGUGAAUGAGAGGGUGAAAGGAAAUGAAUGAGAAACUUAGGGUUGGGUUUGUGGUACAAUGACUGGAGGGUCAUUGGGUCUACGUGCAGGGAGUUAUGGGUCAUUGCUGAACAUCAAAAAUGUUAUUGCUGGUGGUGGAAGAUUAUUGCAUUCUAAAUCAUUUGGUAGUGUACGAAAGAAUCCAAUCAUCAUGCUUUCAGGAUCUAGGGAAAAGGAGAGGUCUCUCCCCUCCAUUUGGUAUCGGUAUCUAGGUCGUCGGAAAUUUUCCAUGCUGCUUCUGGUUGCCUUUGCUGUUUUGGUCUUCGUUUUGGGUUCUUUUGUUGUCAACAAAGAAAGCAAUAGUCCAAAUGUUGAUCAACGAAUUGGAACUAUGAGCAUGGCUCAUUACAUUAACGCUACCAGAAAUGAAGCUUCACGGAUCCUUGGGAGGAGGAAUAGGCAGAAAGGAGGGGAUGGAAAUAGAUUUCAAGCUUCUGUUUCUAAAGGUGCAAACCAUCCAUGUGCAAAUUUCACAUUCCCUCCUCCCCCUCCUCCUCAUCUUAGACGGAUUGGGCCUCGGCCAUGUCCAGUAUGUUACCUCCCCGUGGAUCAGGCCAUAGCUAGCAUGCCAAGCUCCCCAUCAGAAUCUCCAGUGCUUCAUAAUUUGACAUAUGUUCAUGAUGAAAAUCCAAUUAAAACUGAACCACACGGGGGCUCCGACUUUGGUGGAUAUCCAUCUCUAAAGCAAAGAAAUGAUUCGUUUGAUAUAAAAGAGUCAAUGGUAGUCCACUGUGGAUUCGUGAAGGGAAGUAAACCUGGUCACCAGACUGGAUUUGAUUUUGACGAGUCUGACCUUGCAGGGUUGCAGCAGUUCCAUGAGAUCAUUGUUGCGUCUGCGAUAUUUGGGAACUAUGACUUAAUACAGCAGCCGAGGAACAUCAGUGAAGAAGCAAAGAGAAAUGUUCCUUUCUACAUGUUUAUCGAUGAAGAAACAGAAGCAUAUAUGAAGAACAGAAGUAUGUUGGACAGCAGUAAAAGGGUGGGCUUGUGGAGAAUUAUUGUGAUCCACAAUGUCCCUUAUAGUGAUGCGAGACGUAAUGGGAAGGUCCCGAAGCUUUUAUUACAUAGAAUAUUCCCAAAUAUUCGCUACUCUAUAUGGAUCGAUGGAAAGCUCCAGCUUGUUGUGGAUCCUUAUCAAAUUCUUGAGAGAUUCUUGUGGCGCCAAAAUGCAAAUUUUGCAAUCUCAAGACACUACAGACGAUUUGAUGUCUUUGUAGAGGCUGAAGCAAACAAAGCUGCAGGAAAAUACGAUAAUUCCUCGAUUGAUGCGCAGGUGGAUUUUUAUAGAACAGAAGGGUUAACACCAUAUUCAGAGGCCAAGCUUCCUAUAAUCAGUGACGUUCCUGAAGGUUGUGUACUCAUAAAGGAACAUAUUCCGAUCACAAAUCUAUUUACCUGCCUGUGGUUCAAUGAAGUUGAUCGUUUUACAUCCCGGGAUCAGUUAAGCUUUGGUAUGGUAAGGGAUAAAAUAAUGGCGAAAGUUGAUUGGCAUAUCAAUAUGUUCCUGGAUUGUGAAAGACGCAAUUUUGUCAUACAGGCAUACCAUAGAGAUUUAUUGGAGCACAUGCCUCCACCAGUUGCAGUGAUUCGACACCCACCAGCAUUGCCGAAUAUCAUUACCCGUGAAAGAAAUCAAGGGAAGAAGAUUCCAAGACAUGGGAAGGAUAGGAGAUCUGGUUCGCGGCAUCUGCAUAAGGCUUCUGCUGGUAAUAGAGAAAGCAAUUUCUUUUAAAUGCUGUCUGAACCAAAAAGAAGAAAGGGAAUCUAGCUUUUUCUUCUUCUUCGUCCCUUUUUUUUUUUUUUGACAACAUUGAGUUUUCUUCUAAUUUGUUGUCACGGAAUAGGACUAGAUAGCUAAUUUUAGGAUUAUGUAAGGAGUAAAAUUGGCACAUUAUUUUCUGAAAAUUUUGAUAUCUAUUCUUUAAUUGCUGUACAUCCUGAAAGAGCUUCAUAAAAAAGACGAGCUCUUCUACACAUCAUUCUUAAUGGCAGAACUGUAUC